AUGAUCUCAUCUCAGGAUCCUGCCAUAGACGAGAUCUCGGAGCAACUUGCUUCCACCUGCAUGAACCAGCCACCGAGGAACGAAUACCUUGGGCUCCCUUACGAGCUAAUGCUCCAAUGGUGCGAAGAGCAUGGGAUUCGGGAGACCACAUCCUGGGAACGACUGCCACUUCUCGCCCCAGAAUCUAGGAAAGCCAUCCUAGAGGGACGGAAGGCGAGCCACGGAAUUAAGACCAUCCUUUCUGGCCCCUUCGUCACUGUCCUGGAAGACACGCUGUUCUACUCCACUCGACCGAGAUUGAAGAAGCUCGAGGAGAUAUCGCUAAUUGAAGCGUACCGUUCACAGAUAACUACUCUUUCGUUUUGCGGGCUCCAGUUCGCACCGGAGGGUGAUGUCUCAAGAUGCAACAAGGGACGUACUCCAGAAGAGUGCGCCAACUGGGCAAAGGAGUGGGAUGAGUGCACGCAACGCGGUAGAGACCAAGAAGAGUUUCGGAGUUCCGGCGAGUACAUCAGAGCCCUCUCGCAAAUAUUGACUCGCUUCCCCAAGCUCAAGCAUAUCCGCUCCUGGCCUGUCCAUCCAGAGAGGAGUGAAGGAUACUGGAUCGAUACCCGAAAAUUAGGGGACGGGCCUAAUCGCCGGUUCCGGUGGGAACGAACCGACGCCCAUCUCUACAAAAACGCCGCAGACACCGGGUACCGUGAACAAGAUCGAUACAAGCAAGGAGAUGAUCUCAAGCUGCUUUUCGCAGCUCUCUUCAUCGCGAAGAUACGCUUGAAGACGUUCACCACUCCACAUCUUGCGAACACAGCCAGAUGGGUAGCGAUCAGCGACAAGAACCUUCGAAACAUCCAUUGCGGACUUUGCGCUGCAGUCUUUAGUGAGCUUGAGGAGCUUCGCAUCAACAUCCACAAUGCUAGCUCCUUCUCCGACGCAGAUGAAAUUGGCAUCUGGCGCGUCCUCAGCGCUGCGCCCAACCUCAAACUCCUCGAUCUGACCUUCACGGCUAUUUCGGAGAGUCACUCCAUCUACUUCACCGGCCUUGUCAAGAUUCACAUGCCCAAAUUGGAGGAGCUACGGCUUAACUUCGACCACUCAACGACCUUGAAACCAGACGAGUUCCUCGGAAUCUUCAGACCGGAUAUCAGUAGGCUGCUUGGCCUCCGUCGUCUAUGUUUGGGCUAUAUGUCUAUCAACGCGGGUACCUGGGAGCACGUUUUGACCGAGCUCGGCACUCGACUGGACCUGGAGAGCUUGUGGCUCAUCAGCCCGCGCUUUGACGACGUGGUGCUUCCCCAUCAUUAUGUGGCGUAUUCCAAUUGGGAGUAUAAGCGCUUCGAUGCGGGUGACAGGCCUGCUUUCUAUGAGGCGGCGCGGUCGGUGAGAGUAAUUGACGAUUGGGAGCCGUUCGAGACUGCGCAGUUGGUUGCGUAGGGCUCGCCGCGCAAGUUUCUCAGCUUUGCUGCGUUCGAGGAGUAGGCUGCCUUUAUUGCUUGACCACUAGGUACAAGUCUCUCAUAUGUCGAGCUUUCUCGGUCCUGUCUUGUUUGGUAGUGCGAAGUCCUGCUCUUUUUUUCUAGCAUUCCUCUAAUGUUGUAUUCUAGCGGCGUUCCUGGAGUUCGCUCAAUUGGCUGGAACUUAGGUAUUCCCAUUCUAACAUCAGUAAAAAUCUUCUCCUUACAUCUUUAGUCCAAUAUGCAGAUUUGAGUGACAGGUCUCCUACAUCCCCGAAGAUGGGAUCUAUGCUCAAUGUUUCUUGAUAUUCGGAACCAUCGUUCCCGAUUGUUUUCUCUCCAAUAAACCGAC
Messenger RNA from Mytilinidion resinicola, 1806 nucleotides. RefSeq lists its product as uncharacterized. The record is from RefSeq and is a predicted model, not a curated record. NCBI's taxonomy places the organism in Eukaryota, Fungi, Ascomycota, Dothideomycetes, Mytilinidiales, Mytilinidiaceae. Bases 1 to 1434 code for a protein of 477 amino acids. The transcript has a single exon.